Messenger RNA from Drosophila grimshawi, 783 nucleotides. RefSeq lists its product as uncharacterized. Bases 44 to 703 code for a protein of 219 amino acids. The transcript is spliced from 2 exons. The record is from RefSeq and is a predicted model, not a curated record. NCBI's taxonomy places the organism in Eukaryota, Metazoa, Arthropoda, Insecta, Diptera, Drosophilidae.
CCAUUUUCAAGGUUUUUAGUUGAUACGCAAACGCUUUAGCGACAUGUGCCGUCUACGCUGUUCACUGAGCCUGCUACUCAGCCUGCUGUGCCUCACCAGCGCCAAGCUGGACAACUGCAACCGGGAGUCGCCGACACUACUCUGUCGCGGCGAGAAUGCCUUGAGGAACGUGCUCCGUAAUCUGAGCAAGAGCGACAAACCCCUGGUUCUAAUGCGGGGACUGGAGAUUGUGCCACUUCACAACGAAACCACUGAGAAUGAGUUGGAGGCGCCACACUCUGCAGAUGGGGAUACAACGCUGCUAGACUGUGUGUCCACCUAUUUACGUACGCAUGAGCUGAACUUAAAGCUGGCCGAUUUGCUGGAGGACACAAGCGAUGGCCAAGUGGCAGAGGCACGCAAAAAGGACAAAGGACAGGGCAUGCUUCUGGCCAUGGCGCUAAUGUUUGGUAAAAUGAUGGCCGUGCUUGGACUGGGUGGAAUUGGGGCGCUGGCUAUGAAGGCGCUGGGCGUGGCCAUGAUGGCACUGAUGAUGGCCGGCAUUGUGGGCCUUAAGUCUGCGGCACAGCAUGGCAACGAGUCGAGUCACAGCAUCUCCUACGUUACAGGCGAGGGACAUCAUCAUAAGAGACGCCGCCGUGCGGCACGCCACCUGCAAGUGGUUAACGAGCAACCUUUGGCUUAUAGGUCUUGGGCGAUCUAAGUUAACACUACUCGCAUAUUUGUUACCAUUUACGUACGUUUAGGUUAAACUAAUUUAUUAUGACAUGCAACAAUACAAAA